AUGAGUUCGCUGAUUUCGGGACUCUUAGCCGAGGCGGUCCUACAACGGCUGGAGUCGCCAGUUUACCGACAGUAUGGACCGAAAUUCUGGGCUCAGUAUGCGAAUGAUACCCUCGUCGUCAACGAACGUGACUGGGUGCAGGAAUUCAAAGAACAUCUUAACGCCAUCUUCCCGGACAUCCAAUUUACGAUGGAGGAAGAGGGAAACAACCAGCUGGCAUUUCUUGAUGUUCUUGUCUGCCGCAAAGAUUGUGGUGGCCUAAACGCCAAAGUAUUCAGGAAGGCGACAAACACGACGCAAGUACUGAAAUACAACAACAACCACCCAAUCAGUCAAAAACGCAGCUGCGUAAGGACACUAUACCAGCGCGUGGAGACACACUGCAGUGUACCGGAAAACAAGGUUGCUGAAUCACAAUACCUUCGACGGGUAUUCAAAGCCAAUGGCUACCCGCGAAACUUCGUCAUCCAGUACCUGCGCUAA
Messenger RNA from Spirometra erinaceieuropaei, 483 nucleotides. The record is from the annotation of a GenBank genome assembly. NCBI's taxonomy places the organism in Eukaryota, Metazoa, Platyhelminthes, Cestoda, Diphyllobothriidea, Diphyllobothriidae.